CGGUCGAUCCGAUCCCCGCGAUUCGAGCCCUCGCGCAUCGAUCUGGGAUUCGUAGCUCUGUUUUUGGGACAUUAGGGGUUCAUAUUUUUGGAAGAGGGCAAGUUGGUUUGAUGCGUGAAACCGACUCUAGGGUUCUGGAUCCAUUUCGAUCGGUAGAGAGCGUUGGUGGAUUUUUUUUUCUUUUGUGCAGUGGUUGUUGAUUAAUUGGAGUUUCAAAGAAUUGUAGCUAUUUGACGCGGCAAGGGCUGCAGAGGGGUGCAUCUGCCAAGCCAUGGAUAAGGGGCUCUUCGCCAACGACGGCUCCUUCAUGGAGAGGUUCAAGCAGAUGCAGCAGGUGCAGGAGAAGGCCGCUGCCGCCGGGGCCGCAGCCUCAUCGGCGGCGCCCAAGCCUGCGAACCCCAAGCAGGGGUUUGCUGUGGCGGCGAACAAGAGUCCGUUUGAGCUGAAGAAGGCCGGGCCGGUCACCACGGGCGGCAAGCUGGCCUUCAGCCUCAAGAAGGCCAAGGUCGCAAUCGCGCCUGUUUUCACGCCCGAAGAUGAAGAUGAGGAUGCGGCAGAUGUUGACAGGGAGGAGCCCGCCAAGCGCCAGAAAUCUGUGAAAGCUGAUACUCCUGCGGUGGUUGCCCCGACCGGGGCUGUUGCCCCACCACCACCAAAUGAUAUGACAGUGAGGCAAGUUGCUGACAAAUUAGCAAGCUUUGUUGCCAAAAAUGGGAGACAAUUUGAGAAUAUUACACGGCAGAGGAAUCCUGGAGAUACACCAUUCAAGUUUCUAUUUGACAAGCACUGUCCAGACUACAAAUAUUAUGAGUUUCGCCUUGCUGAAGAGGAAAAGAUUCUUGCCCAGUCAAAGGAGGCUGAAGCAUCAAGAAAUGCAAACAUUGCAAGCUCCAAAGCACCAGUUGGUCUGCACAGAAGCUCAUUUGAACAAAAGCCUAGCUAUCAAACACCUGCAUCAGCUUUAUAUGGGGCAUACGAGGGUAGUUCUUCCCAAGGAAGCUCAUCUAGUUAUGCAGGUGAUACGUCUGUGCCCUCGGAUCCUGUAGCAUUGAUGGAAUUCUACAUGAAGAAGGCUGCACAGGAAGAACGGAAGAGACCACCAAGGCAGUCAAAAGAUGAAAUGCCGCCACCUCCUUCCCUUCAAGGUCCUCCUAAGAAGGGACACCACAUGGGUGAUUUUAUACCUCCAGAAGAACUUGAAAAGUUCAUGGCACGUUGUAAUGAUGCUGAAGCACAAAAGGCUACCAAAGAAGCUGCUGAGAAGGCUAAGAUUCAAGCAGACAAUAUUGGGCACAAACUUCUAUCUAAGAUGGGCUGGCGGGAAGGUGAGGGUCUUGGUAGUGAGAGAAGAGGCCGUGCAGAUCCCAUUAUGGCUGGAGAUGUGAAGAAGGAUCAUCUUGGUGUUGGCGCUGUCCAGCCUGGUGAGGUCACAUCUGAAGAUGACAUCUACGAGCAAUACAAGAAGCGAAUGAUGCUUGGCUACCGUUAUAGGCCAAACCCACUGAACAAUCCAAGGAAAGCAUACUACUGAUGCAAGCGAGUUCAUCUGGGGGGGAGAUGUAAGGCACCAAUUUUUGCUGCAUUUUUGCUCACAGAACUAACAGUUGGUUAGAGGAUAUCACUAAUGGCAUUGAAAGUUUUUGUUCAUCAGCAGAAAAGCCAAGAAGUUCACUUCCUCAGGAUAUAACUUGUAUUGCCACAGAUCUAAGGCUUCUGGGGUUUCUGCUGCAGCUUUUUUCUUUGUUUAGUGUUGCAUGUAUUUUCAAAUACACCUGUGUUGAAUUGUAGAUAGGUUUCAAACUGUGAUGUAUCGCUUUCUUUAUGGAUGACUAUUUUCCUGAUUAUUCAACUUUGAUUGUUAUUAUUUUGGAGAUAUUUGGUAAGAAUAAGCCAGAAAAUUAAUGCAAGGGUUCUAUCUUGUCAGAA
Messenger RNA from Panicum hallii, 1926 nucleotides. RefSeq names its product SURP and G-patch domain-containing protein 1-like protein. The record is from RefSeq and is a predicted model, not a curated record. Gene Ontology annotation, biological process: RNA processing. Gene Ontology annotation, cellular component: nucleoplasm. The transcript has 8 exons. Lineage: Eukaryota; Viridiplantae; Streptophyta; Magnoliopsida; Poales; Poaceae. Gene Ontology annotation, molecular function: RNA binding. Bases 272 to 1531 code for a protein of 419 amino acids.